AUGCUGAGAUGGUCCCUCGAGCUUUCGGAAUUCGACGUACAGUAUGAGAGCAGGAAGGCACUAAAAGCACAGGCACUGGCGGAAUUCGUAGCCGAGAUGACCUCUAUCGCCGACUCGCCCGACAUGACCAAGGACAAAUGGACCAUCUACGUAGAUGGCGCCUCGAGCAGCUCGGGCAGCAGGGCAGGCAUUAUCUUGGAAAACGACGAGGGACUUAUCAUAGAAAUAUCCUUAGUCCUAUCUUUCAACACAUCGAACAACCAGGCCGAGUACGAAGCCCUCCUCGCAGGCCUGAGACUCGCCGAGGACGUAGGCGCACGAGAGAUCAAGAUCUAUACGGAUUCCCAACUCGUCGCAUCCCACGUCAGCGGCGACUACCAGGCCAAAAACGACAUACUCGCCGAAUAUCUCGCGCUCGUCAAGGACAAGAUGAAAAAAUUCGCCAAAGCAGAAGUCGAGCAUAUUCCCCGAGAGCACAACUCGCGCGCGACAUACUAUCCAAACUUGCGAGCACGAGAAAGAAAGGGGGAAACAAAUCAGUUAUCCAAGAAAUUCUGCCCAGGCCAAGUAUAG
Messenger RNA from Vicia villosa (hairy vetch), 573 nucleotides. RefSeq lists its product as uncharacterized. The transcript has a single exon. Gene Ontology annotation, molecular function: RNA-DNA hybrid ribonuclease activity; nucleic acid binding. The record is from RefSeq and is a predicted model, not a curated record. Lineage: Eukaryota; Viridiplantae; Streptophyta; Magnoliopsida; Fabales; Fabaceae. The coding region runs from base 1 to 573 and encodes 190 amino acids.